GGGAAGGCAAAGUUGGCUCCCCAGCCUGGCUUAACUAUCCCUAGACUUGAACUUUGCGCCGCUGUGCUCGCUGUCGAGAUCGCCGAGAUGAUAGUUGCAGAGAUGGACACAACGUUUGACAACAUCACCUAUUACACAGAUAGCAAAGUUGUACUGGGGUACAUCCACAACCAGUCAAGGAGAUUUUAUGUCUACGUACACAACAGGGUUCAACGAAUUCUUCAGUCACCUUGUCCCGGCCAGUGGAAGUACGUCCCAACGCAUCUCAACCCAGCUGACGUUGGGUCAAGAACUGUAGCAUCAGCCCUGCUUAGCAGCACACCAUGGCUCAAAGGACCAGCCUUUCUCUGUGACGCAUCAGGGCAUCCAUCUGAGCUUCAAGAGACUUACAAUCUUGUCGACCCUGACAUCGAUGCCGAAGUGCGUCCACAGGUGACGACAAGACUCACCCAUGUCGCCAAAGGUGUGGUACGCCCACAACGCUUUGAACGCUUCUCCAAGUUCAGCACACUCCGUGUAGCCAUCGCACACUUGAUCCACGUAGCUCGCUCCUUUGCUCGCUCGAUUCAGAACGAAUGUCAAGGCUGGCACAUUUGUUGUCCUACAGAAGAAGAGCUGCUGAAAGCCGAAGUGUGUAUUGUAAAGAGCGUCCAGGGUGAGUGCUACGCAGAGGAGCUCAAGUGCAUCAACUCGGGAACCAACAUACCAUCUUCUAGCAGCUUGUGGAGAUUGCACCCCAUUGUAGACCAAGAUCGACUACUUAGGGUAGGAGGUCGGAUCGAGCAGUCAGGCUUAGGCAUGAACGAGACUCAUCCCAUCAUCAUUCCUGGCCGGCAUCACCUCGCCACUCUGCUUGUGUCUCACUAUCACGAAGCAGUGAAACACCAAGGGAGACAUCUUACUGAAGGUGCCAUUCGAGCUGCAGGGUUUUGGCUCGUGGGAGCCAAACGCUGUAUCAGCAGUCUGCUUUACAGAUGUAUCACUUGUAGGAAACUAAGAGGGAAGGCCGAACAUCAACAGAUGGCAGCCCUGCCGGCAGAACGGCUACAAGUAGCACCUCCCUUCACCUACGUAGGUGUCAAUGUCUUUGGACCAUGGGACGUCGUUUCACGCCGCACAAGAGGAGGAGUCUCCAACUCCAAGCGAUGGGCGGUGAUGUUCUCGUGCAUGUGUUCCAGGGCAGUGCAUAUUGAGGUGAUUGAAGCGAUGAGUGCUAGCAGCUUUAUCAAUGCCUUGAGGAGAUUCUUUGCGGUCAGGGGCCCUGCGAAGCAGAUACGCUCGGACUGCGGAACUAACUUCGUCGGCGCCUCCCGUGAGCUGGAGAUGGACAAGACAAAUCCAGGCUUUGACAGUGUGGAGAAGUACCUCAACAAACAGAGCUGCACCUGGGUGUUUAACCCACCCCAUGCGUCCCAUAUGGGUGGCGCAUGGGAGAGAAUGAUUGGCAUCGCCCGCCGUAUUUUGGACUGCAUGCUGCUUGAACAGAGAAAGUCUCGCCUGACACAUGAGGUUCUGACCACGCUUAUGGCUGAGGUAGCUGCAAUUAUGAACGCAAGGCCGAUCAUCCCAGUGUCAUCAGAUCCGGAGUCGCCCUGCAUCCUCACACCAGCAAUGCUCCUGACUCUCAAAACAGGUCCCACGCCUCCUUUACCGUCAGGCAAGUUCGAGGAAGCAGAUCUCUUCAGAGAGGAGUGGAAACAAGUUCAGGGCUUAGCAGACGUGUUUUGGAACAGGUGGAGGCGUGAAUACCUCAAAACACUGCAACUUCGGCACAAGUGGCAAGGGAAACAGCCGAGCCUUCAAGAAGGGGACAUAGUUCUCCUAAAAGAUAAUCAGGCAGAGAGAAAUGAGUGGCCCAUGGGCAUCAUCACGAAAACCUUUCCAGGGAAGGAUGGAUUGGUCCGGAAAGUCAAAGUGGAAGUCGUCAAGGAUGGAGAUAGGAGAGGAUUCUCUCGUCCCAUUACAGAAGUAGUUCUGCUUCUUUCUCCAAAGUCUGAUUCUGCCAAUUAAUGUGGGCUCUUUAAAGACCCCAAGCGGGGAGUGUUAUGCCUCCAGAAAUGUGUUUUCUGCCUUGUUAUCACAGUUUAGAGUGACUUGUUUAUUUUCGUAACCAUGACAACAUGGAAGCAGUGCACGCUGGGAGUCAGGAAGUAAAUUUACCGUGUGGCUCUGGAUAUUGAUGUAUGGGCUCACGCAGUCGUCAGCUCCACAGUUACAGGUUUAAUCCUUUUUCCCUCUGCUAAGGCAAAGUCUUUUCACAAAUGCCCAGUAAACCUCCUGGAAUUGAACCAUCUGUGUCCUGGAGUUUUUUUUGGGAGUGUUUAAGCUGAAUGGAA
Molecule: messenger RNA, 2336 nt
Organism: Oreochromis niloticus (Nile tilapia)
Lineage: Eukaryota; Metazoa; Chordata; Actinopteri; Cichliformes; Cichlidae
Exons: 2
Coding region: 88-2010 (640 amino acids)
Biological process (GO): DNA integration
Molecular function (GO): nucleic acid binding
Source: RefSeq, a predicted model, not a curated record